GUCUCUUUUGAAUCAAGAUACCGGAAAUGCCCACCAUUUUGGAGACAAGAGGUCAAAGUCCACUCUAUGCUACAUUGAGUCUGCUAACGUUAGUACGUAUUAUCUUACGGACAACAUACUAACACGUUAUACGAGCCAGACUUUCAGCUACUUUUAAGUUGACAUCCUGCCCAAACGUGUAUGGAGUAAAUAUUAUGUACAAGGAGUCGACAUGAAAACCAGGACGAGCGAAAACGCCACCAAACUUGUGGCCACGUACCAACUCUCUCCGUUCUACUUCGAUAGAACGGGUGUCCUGACGCCAUGGACCCUCUCGCGUCUUGUUAACAUCCCGGGGGCCGAACAGUCAGACGUUUUCUGUAUCCCAGGAUACGCGGAGACCGUCACCAGUUUUCUCCGGUACCAGGAGUUCUGUUUCCAACCCGGGUUCUACACUGACGUCGUCGGAUCUAACUCCACUCUAGAGGUUGUUGCUGAGAUCGGACACGUUGGCAAAACUUCUUACGUCUUCAAAGGGGAGGUUCGUCUUGAAACUUCCAAGGAAAGCUUGUGUAGAUUUGACACUCAGCUUGUGCACGUGGAUAUGCAUACUCGGCAGCCGACCGCCCUUCCACAACAUCUGCAACAGAAGACAAAGGGCCCCCGGCCUACAUUUAGCCUGCCGAUUUUGCCAAAUACCCCGCCCAUGUACUCCUGCAAGUUUACGGUCGAAGAGAGCGAUAUUGACGGCAACGGACAUACGAACCAGUCCGUUUACAUCCGACUGUGUUCCGACACGGCCGCGUUUGGUACGAAGGCCGGUAGGUACAGAUCUCUGUCGGGAGAUUUUCUGAAAUAUCCCGCAAAGAAAAUCGCCAUGUUGUUCCAGAGAGAAGCUCUGUUGGGAGACGUGUUGGAAGUACAGUCGUGGGAAAUCCUGUCCAAGCCUGUCUCCUUGUUGUUUCAGGUCAAAAGAGAAGAAGACGACAUCGUGCGCUGUUUGCUAGAAUUGUAUGAACAAGAGAGGGCAAAACUUUAAGAAGACAUCUAUGGUAUCCAGGAGUAUACUAUUACUCACUAAUACUAUAUGUUUACCAUACAUUGAUGCACAAAUAAAGUUGUAACAUUAAAGCUUCUUGGUACAGUUGUAAGUAUUGUCUUUUCUCUUCGAUGUUGACGUCUCUGAGCCAUAAAUUGUGUACGGUAUGUGUGUUACUGUCAUGGAUGUAAAGGAAAGAGGGCAAAGCUAUCAUAAAACGUCCAUGGUGUC
This is a messenger RNA of Branchiostoma belcheri (Belcher's lancelet), 1249 nucleotides long. RefSeq lists its product as uncharacterized. NCBI's taxonomy places the organism in Eukaryota, Metazoa, Chordata, Leptocardii, Amphioxiformes, Branchiostomatidae. The transcript has a single exon. Bases 212 to 1018 code for a protein of 268 amino acids. The record is from RefSeq and is a predicted model, not a curated record.